This is a messenger RNA of Sceloporus undulatus (fence lizard), 4210 nucleotides long. RefSeq names its product Ski2 like RNA helicase (gene SKIC2). Bases 369 to 4082 code for a protein of 1237 amino acids. The transcript has 29 exons. Gene Ontology annotation, molecular function: RNA binding; ATP binding; RNA helicase activity. Lineage: Eukaryota; Metazoa; Chordata; Lepidosauria; Squamata; Phrynosomatidae. Gene Ontology annotation, biological process: nuclear-transcribed mRNA catabolic process, 3'-5' exonucleolytic nonsense-mediated decay. Gene Ontology annotation, cellular component: Ski complex. The record is from RefSeq and is a predicted model, not a curated record.
AACAACAACAACAACAACAUACACAAAGCCUUCGAUUCCUUCUUCAGCCGUCCUUCCGCCCCUUUUGGAAUUAUCCAAUCGGCUUUCGAUUUCGCAUCUACUUCCGCCCUUAACUGAGGCGCGGCGGGAGCCACUUCCGCCCGACAUUGUCUUUCUGUUUUAAAACAGAAGCUUCCGCCCUCAGCUGAAGUCACCAAGGGAGUGCUUCCGGGUUAGGUGAAGCCACGCCCCUAUGUGACCCGUGGCUGUUGAAAUGGAGCAGGAGAGGAUAGCCCUGCCGCCCAGGGGACCCCUGGACCUGCCCCUCUCGGUCCUGGAGGUCGGAUGCUCCGGUCACUUUGAGCUCAUCACCCAAGAGAAGGGCCCUUAUGGAGAGGGAUUUCCACUCACCACGUUACCUCAUGGGUUGCCCCCUUACGCUCAGGACCUGGCAUCUGAACUGGAGCAGGAAUUUCUCAACAGCCCUGAAUGGCUUCCCAUACAUCAUUUUGAAAGGUCUCACAGGAAGAUUCUGGCCCCGUGAGAAAGACAUCCAUUCGCUUUUUGAGGUAGACGUCACACCUGUACACUCCACGCUUCAGGCUGAGCGCAACCCUACUACGGGAGAGCUGCUUGGUUUCACAGAGGCGCUUGUGGACAACAUGGGCCUUUCAGCCAAGAAUUCACUUUCCUUUCAGCGAGCCCCUGGUCCCCCAGCAGAGGCUCUGAGGGGCAGUGCCACCAACUAUCCCUUCUGGCCAGGUGGAAUGGAUGAACCCACUCUAGAGCAGAUCAAGGCAAAAGAAGAGCUAGAAGAAGACAUUGAUUUUGAAAAAGAUUUGCUGACGGUGCCACCUGGCUGGAAGAAGGGGGUUGAAUUCACUAAACAAGAGCUCAAGGCCUCUCCAGGGUUGCUGAAUUUGACAAACUUGCUGGGGGCGCUGGAUACCUUUGACUUGGGAAGCUCUAGCGAUGAAGAAGGCAAGGAGAAGGCUGAGGAAGGGGAGAAGCAGAAGACGAAAAGGAAGGAAGGCAAAGGGACAAAGGAAGAAAAGUCACCCCCAGCGGAACAGGCACCUCUGCAGAGAGCAAACAGCCUGGAGGAAUUGGUGCUCAAGGAAGUGACCUCCACCCCCAAACCAGCCCCUCAGGCUGCCCAGGCUCCCACUACUGAGCCCCCCAAAGAGCAAUGGGCCAUUCCGGUAGAUGUCAGUUCCCCUGUGGAUGAUUUCUACAAGCGAAUUCCUGACCCGGCUUUCAAGUGGCCCUUUGAGCCUGAUGUUUUCCAGAAACAGGCUAUUCUCCACUUGGAGAAACAUGAUUCAGUGUUUGUCGCUGCCCACACAUCUGCUGGCAAGACUGUGGUAGCGGAGUACGCUAUUGCUCUGUCGCAGAAGCACAUGACACGCACCAUAUAUACUUCUCCAAUCAAAGCGCUUUCUAACCAGAAAUUUCGGGAUUUCAAAAAUACUUUUGGGGAUGUGGGGUUGCUGACAGGAGAUGUUCAGCUGCAUCCAGAUGCUUCAUGUCUUAUCAUGACAACAGAGAUCCUUCGGUCUAUGCUGUACAAUGGCUCCGAUGUUCUCAGAGACUUGGAGUGGGUGAUCUUUGAUGAAGUCCAUUACAUUAAUGACUCUGAGCGUGGUGUGGUGUGGGAAGAGGUCCUCAUCAUGCUGCCGGACCAUGUGAACAUAAUCUUGCUGAGUGCCACUGUCCCCAACACUCUGGAGUUUGCUGACUGGAUUGGGAGAAUCAAAAGGAAGAAAAUCUAUGUAAUCAGUACGCUGAAGCGACCUGUCCCACUGGAGCAUUACCUUUACACGGGCAACAGUCAGAAAACACAGAAUGAGCUCUUUCUCCUGGUUGAUGCCCGGGGGACAUUCCUUACCAAGGGGUAUUAUGAUGCUAUGGAUGCCAAAAAGGAGCGGGCCAGCAAACACUCACAGACCUUUGGGGCCAAGCAGCCAAUACAUGCUGGAGCAGGAGCAGGGCAGGACAAGAAUAUCUGGCUGUCUCUCAUUGACAUGCUGCGAAAGAAGGACCAACUGCCAGUAGUUGCCUUCACAUUCUCUCGCAAUCGCUGUGAUGACAAUGCCUCCAUGCUAACUACUGUUGACCUUACAAACACCACAGAGAAAAGCGAGAUCCAUGUCUUCUUCCAGAAGUGCAUCUCCCGUCUGAAGGGCACAGACCGCCAGUUGCCUCAGGUUCUUCACAUGGUGGAUCUCUUGAAGCGUGGCAUUGGGGUGCAUCACAGUGGAAUUCUGCCCAUCCUGAAAGAGGUGGUGGAGAUGCUGUUUAGCAAGGGCCUUGUCAAGAUCCUUUUUGCCACAGAGACGUUUGCCAUGGGGGUGAACAUGCCAGCCAGGACCGUGGUCUUCGAUUCAAUCCGUAAACAUGAUGGCACUAACUUCCGGGAUCUGGUGCCAGCUGAAUACAUCCAGAUGGCAGGUCGGGCUGGACGCCGAGGUCUUGAUACUACUGGGAUGGUGAUCAUUCUGUGCAAAAACCAAGUGCCUGAGAUGGCUACUCUUCACCGGAUGAUGUUGGGCAAACCAACUCAGCUGCAGUCCCAGUUCCGCUUAACCUACACCAUGAUCCUUAACCUCUUGAGGGUGGAAGCCCUCCGAGUGGAGGACAUGAUGAAAAGGAGCUUCUCCGAGUUCCACACCCGGAAAGACAGCAAGGUCUACGAACACAGGAUUGCCCAGCUGAGCGACAUCUUGGCCAACAUGGAAAUGGGAGAUACGACAGGACAGCUCAGUGAUUUGGAGGAAUAUUACCGGGUAGUACGAGACCUGCAGAAAAACCGAGAACUCAUACAGAGGCGGGUCAUGGAAUCAGUGAAUGGACUGAAGGCCCUCUCUGUGGGACGAGUGAUUGUUGUGAAAAACCAAGAGCACAGGAAUGCCCUGGGGGUGAUCUUGCAGGUUUCUUCUGAUGCUGCCAACCGGACCUUCAGCACCCUGGUGAUAUGUGAGAAAAAUCCGACAGAGGGAGAUGAGACCUCAAACAAGGAAAGCAGUCCCCUCUCUCCUUCAGAAGUGCCCCUUCCUGAUGACCUGCUGCGUACCAAACUCUUUCUUCCUGAGGGCCCCUGUGGACACACCAUAAAGAAGCUGGGCCCAGCUGAUAUUUUUGGUAUCACCACCAAAACCCUGCGCGUCAAUGCUGAGCGUAUCCUGGAGGAUUUCAAGAAGCGACAGAUGCCCAGGUUCAGGAAUGACCCACCUGGACCAUCUGCAGCCACAGCCACUCAAGAAUUGCUGCGCUUGGCUGAAGGCGACCCUGAAGGCCUCCCGCUCUUGAACCCCAUCAACGACCUUCAGCUGAAGGACCUGGAAGUUGUGGAGGGUGUGAUGAAGGCCCGACAAUUGGAAGAGGUUUUGACGGGGUUUCAGUGUGUUCACAGUCCCCGUUUCCACAUGGAGUUUGUGCGGUUCAGAGAACGCCAACAAGUGCUGGAGGAACUGGAGAAGCUGCGUUUCCUGCUCUCUGAUCAAUCCCUUCUUCUGCUGCCAGAGUAUCACCAACGUGUUGCGGUCCUCCGUUCUCUGGGCUACAUCAAUGAAAGUGGGGCUGUAGAGCUCAAAGGGAGCGUGGCCCGCCAGAUCAGCAACCACGAGCUUCUCCUGACACAGCUGCUCCUCGACAACACCCUGACAGACUUGCGACCUGAGGAAAUUGUGGCAUUGCUCAGCUGCACCGUCUGCCAAGUGCGCACCCAGGUGGAGCCACAGCUGCCUUCCGUACUACAGAAGGGCAUUGAGCACAUCCGAUCAGUAGCAAUGGAAAUCGCUCUGCUCCAACGCAAGUGUGGCCUGCAGGAAUCGGUGGAGGACUUCGUGGAGCAGUACAAAUUUGGGCUGGUGGAGGUGGUUUACGAAUGGGCCCGUGGCAUGCCAUUUGCAGAGAUCGCCCGCCUGACAGAUGUGCAGGAAGGGAUCAUCGUCCGUUGUAUCCAACGUCUGGAUGAGACCUGUCGUGAGAUGCGCAAUGCAGCCCGGGUCACUGGGGAGCCAACACUCCAUGCCAAGAUGGAAGCCGCUUCCAACAUGAUCAAGAGAGACAUAGUCUUUGCUGCCAGCCUCUACACCCAGUGAGGUGUGAAGCUCCUUUGGGUUUAUUUCAUAUCCUUGGAACUGUGUGUAUCUGGUCUGUUAAUUUCUGACCUCGGAGAGGUUAUAAUGCAGCUUGCUGAGACAGAGAAUAAAAGAUGCUUUAUUGUCAA